Molecule: messenger RNA, 1227 nt
Organism: Caenorhabditis bovis
Lineage: Eukaryota; Metazoa; Nematoda; Chromadorea; Rhabditida; Rhabditidae
Source: the annotation of a GenBank genome assembly
AUGCAAAACCCCAAAGAUCGCAGAUACACUUACCCAAAACUGCCUCCCGGCCAAAUCAGCAAAUCAACAGUGAUCAUUCUGAGCGGCGGCCUCAUCGGCUACACGCUUCUCGAACUCUUGUAUGGUUCGGAGAACUUCUAUAAGAAGGGCGUGAUGCCAUUGGUGCACAAAUUUGUCGAUGGCGAAGAUUCGCAUCGGUUGGCGGUCAAAGCGGCUUCAUGGGGUCUCCUGCCGCGAUGGGGCUGGAAUCGCGUCGAAUAUCCCGAGCUCAAGUGUACGCUGUUCGGACGCGAAUUCCGAAAUCCGUUGGGUCUCGCCGCGGGUUUCGACAAAGACGGUGAAGCGAUUGUGCCACUGGCGAAGACGUCGGGAUUCGGGCUCGUCGAAAUUGGCUCCGUCACGCCGAUCCCACAGCCAGGCAAUAAUCGGCCAAGAGUGUUUCGACUACUCGAAGACGAGGGCGUUAUUAAUCGAUAUGGAUUCAAUAGUGAUGGUGUGGGAAAAGUGCACCAAAGGGUGAAAGCAGCGCGCGAUUAUUGGGAUCCGGCGACGUUCGCAUUUUUUGGUGUGAAUUUGGGAAAGAACAAGCUCACCGAUGACGCCAAAUUGGACUAUGAGAUUGGCGUCAACUAUUUCGCGCCGCACUGCGAUUAUCUGGUGUUGAACGUCUCGUCGCCGAACACGCCCGGAUUGCGGAGUAUGCAGAAGCGAAGCGAUUUGGAGAAGCUGCUCGCUUAUGUGAAAAAAUCUUUGGAUAUGCACGAGCUCGAGAAGCGACCGCAAGUGUUUCUGAAAAUCGCGCCCGAUCUCAUCGAGUCGGAGAUGAUGGACAUCGCACAAGUGGUGACGAACAAGAAAUAUGGAAUCGAUGGGCUGAUUGUGUCGAACACGACCGUGUCGAGACCCGAAACGCUCAAAUCGGAGAAUAAGGAGCAAACUGGUGGUCUUAGCGGCGCUCCAGUGCGGACCAUUAGUACCGAAUGCGUCCGUAAAAUGUAUGCGUUGACGAAAGGGCAAAUUCCGAUUAUUGGAUGCGGGGGUGUGUUCAGCGGCGAAGACGCCUAUGAGAAGAUUCGCGCUGGCGCAAGUCUCGUCCAAUUGUAUUCGGCAUUUGUCUAUGAGGGAUUCCCGGUAAUUGGAAAGAUCAAGCGCGAAUUGGUUGAAUGUCUACGACGCGACGGAUUCUCGAACGUCUCGGAGGCGAUCGGAGCCGAUCAUCGACAAUAA